GGUAAGUAUAAAACUAACAAAUUAAACACACUAUUCAAAUAAUAUGGAAGAAUAUAUACUGUAGUCCGUAGGUACAAUAUUUAAAGAAAAGAAAAGCGUCGAUAGUGUUGUUUAUAAAUCGGCGACAAAAUAUGAAGACCGCGCUCGCAGCGAGCGGCGAACGCGCGCCGCUGCUGCCAGUCCGAGCGCGGCGUCCGACCUGUCGCCUCGCUCCCCGGCCGCUCCGCUGCUGCUCCCGCACCACCCGCACCCACACCGACAUGCCCGGCGACGCGGAGGCGGAAGGCGCGGGCGGGACGCGCGGCUGGGCGCGGCGCUGGUGGCGCGCGCUGGUGGCCGAGCUGCUGGCCACGGCGCUGCUGGUGCUGCUGGGCGUGGCGUCGCUGCUGCCGGCGGGCGGCGCGGCGCCGCCGCUGGCGCACCCCGCCUGGGCGUUCGGCUUCGUGGUGCUGCUCAACGUGGAGGCGUUCGGGCCGGCGUCGGGCGCGCACAUGAACCCCGCCGUGUCGCUGGCGGCGCUGCUGACGGGCCGCCUGCCCGCGCUCGCCGCCGCCGCCUACGUGGUGGCGCAGCUGGCGGGCGCGCUGCUGGGCGCGGGCGCGCUGGCGCUGCUGGCGCCGGCCGCGUUCCGCGAGGGCGCCGGCGUCACGCUGCCGAACGGCGUGGGCCCAGCGGCGGCGGCGGCGGUGGAGGCGCUGCUGACGGGCGCGCUGGCGCUGCUGUGCUGCGCGCUGUGGGCGGCGCACGAGGCGGGCCGCGAGGACCCCGCGCUCUCCGUCAAGUUCGGCCUCACCGUCGCCGGCCUGGUGUUCGCGGGCGGCGCCAUGACGGGCGCCAGCCUGAACCCGGCGCGCAGCUUCGCGCCCGCGCUGCUGCAGAACUGCUUCCAGCAUCACUGGGUGUACUGGGUGGGGCCGCUGGGCGGCGCCGCGGCGGCCGCGCUGCUGCACCGCUUCGUGCUGCUGCCGCCCGCGCCGCGCGCCCCGCGCGCCGCGCGCGCCGAGGACCUGCCGCUGCACGACAAGCGCGACCACUGACCGCACCCUGCCACUACACUGCUGCACAAACCUCCUACUAACGACAGUUCUGUUCAAAUCAUGUAACUCCUUCGGCGGCAGAGUGGCGCCCUUCGCCGGAACACGAGGCCGGUUUCAAGUGAACCACCAAGUUUUCUUAAAAUGGUUAUGUCUUUACGCUACGCUAAGCCACGGACGCGCGACGCGCGGCGCCACAGCGGCUCCCGCAACAACUCCCGUUGCGCGUCGCGUGCCCGGACUCAGUCCUUACAGGGUACGAGCUGGAUUGUGUAUAUUCCAGUCUCCAGUCGUUGUUAUGAGAUUCGUAAUAAUUAUUAUUAAUUGUAAUAUUCUUGUUUCUGUUAUUAUGUAAAAUUUUAUACCUAAUUAUAAUAAUUAUCUAUUAAGAAAUUGUAAGUAAUUUUUCAAAUGUGACACUUUUAUUGUU
Messenger RNA from Maniola jurtina (meadow brown), 1464 nucleotides. Its product is annotated as aquaporin-5-like. Lineage: Eukaryota; Metazoa; Arthropoda; Insecta; Lepidoptera; Nymphalidae. Gene Ontology annotation, biological process: transmembrane transport. Gene Ontology annotation, cellular component: plasma membrane. The transcript is spliced from 4 exons. Gene Ontology annotation, molecular function: water channel activity. The coding region runs from base 132 to 1037 and encodes 301 amino acids. The record is from RefSeq and is a predicted model, not a curated record.